Molecule: messenger RNA, 1908 nt
Organism: Maniola jurtina (meadow brown)
Lineage: Eukaryota; Metazoa; Arthropoda; Insecta; Lepidoptera; Nymphalidae
Gene: gdl
Product: gonadal protein gdl
Exons: 5
Coding region: 184-711 (175 amino acids)
Source: RefSeq, a predicted model, not a curated record
AAUAAGUCAUAUUAUGCAAAGUACUCUGUGUUAAUAAAAGGUUACGAACUUCGAUUUGAACUAAUAUCAUACAAAAACGCCGCAGGUGUUUACUAUGCCAGAUGCCUACGGCUGAAUGAGCUUGAGGCAGGACUGCUAUAUUCUUUUAGGUAUAGCUUGAAUUUCUAGAAAUUAAAAGGAAUUAUGGAAGUAGCUGAACCAACCCCUGAAGCCUUGCAGAGAAAACUUUAUUUCUUAUUAGAACAGUUACAAGAUAUGGCACGAGAAUUGUUACCAAAGUAUCAGAUGAGAGUGCCCAUUGAACUUUUAUCAGGACUGGCAAAUUGUCUCUUGAAUGACACAGUAUUUGAAAUAGUGAAAGGAUUGAUGGAAAUACAACAUGUAACAGAAAAACACUUGUUUCAGCAAAGAUUGCAAAUAAUCAAUAAUCAUGCUUUGGAAAUACAAGAAAUGGUCAACACAACUCAAAGUCCAGAGCAAAUAGAAAUCAAAAGAAACAUUUUGCUUAGAAGACACAAGGAAGAACUUAAACAGACUGAUAUGAAAUUAGUAAUCCAAUUAGAUCAAAAAGUAAGUGACCAACAGGAUACUUUAGAAAAAGCAGGGGUUCCAGGAUUUUUUGUUACAAACAAGCCAAUAGAAAUAAAAGUGCAGAUGUAUCUUUUAGAUUUUAUAUUAAGAUUGAGUAAAAUGGAUAUACCACAUGUUUAAAAUUUAAAUACAUAGCUAUACACCAAAUUGAAAAGAUUUAAUGGUUGCCAGAGCAAGGCCUAGUAAACAUCAAAGCGGAGAUGGGCAAUGUGUUAAGCAGACGACUCAGACUUUAUUGAUAUGAUGUGAUAAUUUAAUCUGUUGAUAAUCUGAUUGCUGAACAUCUCCGCUUGUGAAUACCAGGCUUAAGGCUGAAUAUUGUAAAUAAAAUAAAACUUGUAUCUGAUUAAAAAGGGUUUGUUUAAUAAAAAUGUUUAUACAUAACAAUCGUAAACAAGUUACUUGUACAUAGUUAUCUAUCAACAAACAUUCAAUGUACUUACACUCUUCAAUAAAUUAUGUGCGUGUAUACAGCUUGUAAUAAAGAUAAAACCAAAAACUAUUGGAGUUACAAGUAUCUGUCAUAUAACUAGUAGUGCAACCAGGUGUCAAUGGUGAUCUGAUGAGGUGGAGUAGAUCAGUCUCUUAUAUAACAACUUAAACAAUGUUUAGUAUAUGGUUGAAAUUAGUACACGGAAAUCAAAACACGAGGACACUCGAAGAACGCCGCACCGCCUUAUUAAAAAAGAAAAUGAAGAUUUAGUCAAGUAGUAGAUGCCGCCCGCGCGCGCACCACGUCUCCACUCCACCCUGCAGGUGUUCGUUGCGCCUAACCAUUUUGCAGGACUGCCUCUAGUGAUAUGACAUCUUGAAAUUAAGCCUCAAAUUUACAAAAUUCCAAUUGUUUCUAUACAAAAUAAUACACAGUAACCAUAGACAAUAAAUAAAUAAAUACGAGUAUAAGCUAAGUUCAAUACUACAAAUGAGACAUAUCUUCCAAUCUUUUUAUAAAUAUUAUUAUUAUGUACCUCAUACUUUUUAUACAUUACACUAUAGUAACAUUUUGGUUCACAUAGAAAAGAUCAAUGAGUCUAAUAAUGUUAAAUUAAUCUAGUAUCACACACAGAAAUCAUUGCACACAAACUAACACAUUAUUCCUUAGUGCUUGUAAUACAUUUUGUUAUAAUAAUAUUGUGUAUUGUUUACAUUAAAUCUGUAUAUAUUUAAUACAAAAAAGGUGAAAAUAAUGUUAGGGUACAAAAUAUAAACUGUGUACAAAAUCUAUAAGUAGAGUUUUAAAUCAAAACCAUCACCCUUGUGUGGAUAAUACUAAUCUAUGUCAAAUAGGUACAUAUUAUUAUAAAAAUAAGUUGGUUU